Molecule: messenger RNA, 1115 nt
Organism: Suncus etruscus (white-toothed pygmy shrew)
Lineage: Eukaryota; Metazoa; Chordata; Mammalia; Eulipotyphla; Soricidae
Gene: MRGBP
Product: MRG domain binding protein
Exons: 5
Coding region: 1-609 (202 amino acids)
Biological process (GO): regulation of transcription by RNA polymerase II
Cellular component (GO): nucleus; NuA4 histone acetyltransferase complex
Source: RefSeq, a predicted model, not a curated record
AUGGGGGAGGCCGAGGUGGGCGGCGGCGGCGCGGCCGGCGACAAGGGCCCCGGGGAGGCGGCCACCAGCCCGGCCGAGGAGACGGUGGUGUGGAGCCCCGAGGUGGAGGUGUGCCUCUUCCACGCCAUGCUGGGCCACAAGCCCGUCGGUGUGAACCGCCACUUCCACAUGAUCUGUAUCAGGGACAAGUUCAGCCAGAACAUCGGCCGGCAGGUGCCCUCCAAGGUCAUCUGGGACCACCUAAGCACCAUGUACGACAUGCAGGCACUGCACGAGUCUGAGAUUCUUCCAUUCCCGAACUCCGAGAGAAACUUUGUUCUCCCAGAAGAAAUCAUCCAGGAGGUUCGAGAAGGGAAAGUGAUCAUCGAGGAGGAAAUGAAGGAGGAGAUGAAGGAGGACGUGGACCCACACAGCGGGGCUGACGAUGUUUUUUCAUCUUCAGGAAGCUUGGGGAAAGCUACGGAGAAAUCGAGCAAAGACAAGAACUCCUCAGACUUGGGGUCCAAAGAUGGCGCGGAUAAGCGCAAGCGCAGCCGGGUCACCGACAAGGUCCUGACAGCCAACAGUAACCCCUCUAGUCCCAGCGCUGCCAAGCGGCGCCGGACAUAAGCUUUGGCCCCAAUGGGUCUGAAGGAAUGACUAUGUCUGUGUGUGGCUUCCUGGGCAUGCCAUGGAAAGUGGGCAGGAACCCCGGACAGCAAGUAGUAAAGCAUCCAAGGUUGCUCCUCUGUCCAUCUGUCUGCCCUCCUGAAGACGCUGCAGCCUCACAGACCCUCUCACAGCGGGACUGAAUGAAGCCUGCACACAAAUCCAGUUGCUCCUUCACUGUUUCCUUUUUAAGAAACCUGUUUGAGUGUUUCCUAGGAAGCCAAUGCUUCACAAGUGAAACUCAUGUUGGAUUUUUUUUUUCCUGAGAUGUUUGAAGUUCCUAACUACUGAGGUACUUUCUGCUCAGUUUUUAUAAGUCAGAUACCGAGAAUUUGUAGCGGUUAUUUUUGUAUUAUCCGGUAACGUGCAGACCGAGCGCCUUGACGGAGUCGGGUGCCCACUGGCCUGUGCCCACUGGCGGCUGGCACCAUCUGAGUGUCAUGCUUAUUAAAGCACAAACCAGCCUA